AUACACUACCUACCAACCUGCAUUGAUCCAAGUUGGCAGCUUACCAGAUUUUCCUAUCACUUUCUUCUUCUUCUUCCACAUUUUGCUGUCAACAAAUACCAACGCCUCUUUCAACGAUCCUCCAUUUAUACUCCACCUAACACACAAACACCGUCAAAAUCUUCAUCUCUGCAUCGAUUGUAUCGCCAAAUCAUCCAAUUACUUCACUUCAUCAGUAAUAAUGGCUGCAAUGGCGUCUCACCAAUCUAUUGCUACCCGUCAAUCUCACGGGUAUAUCGGUAAAUCUGCCCUGCACCAGGACUGUGGAAAUAUUUCUAUGAAGCUGUUCAGAGGAGGUUCGUUUGAACCAUUAAAACGAGAAGGUUAUUGUUGUAGUAAGAGAAGUUGUGGGUCGAUUCAAGCAUCAUCUUCAUCUUAUCAGAACUCAGCUAACAAUCCAAUUUUAGCCCAAUCAAGUAGCACCAUCAAGGACCCCUCAAAGAAAUCGAGUGAAGCGGCUUUGAUAUUGAUAAGGCAUGGUGAGUCUCUUUGGAAUGAGAAGAACUUGUUCACUGGUUGUGUUGAUGUGCCAUUAACAAAGAAGGGCGUGGAGGAAGCUAUCGAAGCUGGUAAGAGGAUAAGCAAUAUACCCAUUGACAUGAUAUACACAUCUGCCUUGAUUCGCGCGCAGAUGACGGCUAUGCUUGCCAUGACCCAACAUCGCCGCAAAAAGGUACCUAUUGUCAUGCAUGAUGAAAAUGAACAAGCGAAGGCUUGGAGUCAAAUUUUUAGUGAAGAAACAAAGAAGCAAUGUAUACCUGUGGUUACAGCGUGGCAACUAAAUGAAAGAAUGUAUGGGGAACUGCAGGGCCUAAAUAAGCAGGAAACCGCAGAUAAAUAUGGAAAAGAACAAGUACAUGAGUGGAGACGUAGUUAUGAUAUACCUCCACCAAAUGGAGAGAGUUUGGAAAUGUGUGCUGAAAGAGCCGUCGCAUACUUCAAAGAUCAAAUUGAACCUCAACUCCAACAAGGAAAAAAUGUGAUGAUUGCUGCACACGGGAAUUCCUUGAGGUCUAUCAUAAUGUAUCUCGACGAACUCACAUCCCAAGAGGUUAUAAGCUUGGAACUAUCCACCGGGAUACCGAUGCUUUACAUUGUUAAAGAGGACAAAUACAUCAGAAGAGGAAGUCCAGCCGCCCCCACUGAGGCCGGCGUCUAUGCCUAUACUAAGAAUUUGGCUAAAUACAGGCAGAAGCUAGAUGAGAUGCUACACUGAUGUCAAAGAAUCUCCCAUGCGUAUGGACAUCAAAACUAAACCGUGUACCAGUUUCUUGCGGUUUUCAUAGGAGCAUGUUCUUGUCAUGGGUACAUAUACCUUUUGGUUUCCAGUUUCUAAAUGUAGCAAAGACAAUCUUAUAAGAUAAAAGUACUAUGAAAACAUAUAAUACCUUUUAUGAAGCAGUAGCAACACAAGGUCUGGGUGAAUUUCUUUCUUGUCUAAACUUAGAUUGCUUAUGCGAUUCUUACAGUUUUUCUUUCUAAAAUUAGUUAUGUAAUGCGUUUUAUUGUUAAAUGAAUGAUAGGUGUCUUUUUUUUUU
Helianthus annuus (common sunflower) is the source of this 1577-nucleotide messenger RNA. RefSeq names its product 2,3-bisphosphoglycerate-dependent phosphoglycerate mutase. Gene Ontology annotation, biological process: glycolytic process. The record is from RefSeq and is a predicted model, not a curated record. Lineage: Eukaryota; Viridiplantae; Streptophyta; Magnoliopsida; Asterales; Asteraceae. Bases 221 to 1255 code for a protein of 344 amino acids. Gene Ontology annotation, molecular function: intramolecular phosphotransferase activity. The transcript has 8 exons.